Drosophila nasuta is the source of this 1663-nucleotide messenger RNA. RefSeq names its product no mitochondrial derivative (gene nmd). The record is from RefSeq and is a predicted model, not a curated record. The transcript is spliced from 2 exons. Lineage: Eukaryota; Metazoa; Arthropoda; Insecta; Diptera; Drosophilidae. Gene Ontology annotation, biological process: extraction of mislocalized protein from mitochondrial outer membrane. The coding region runs from base 115 to 1260 and encodes 381 amino acids. Gene Ontology annotation, molecular function: ATP hydrolysis activity; ATP binding. Gene Ontology annotation, cellular component: mitochondrial outer membrane.
CAGCCUGAUUGCAACCUUUGGUUUAGUUCGUCUGCAUUUUUUUAAGUCACACCAAUUAUCAACAAAAUACUUUGCAUUAAGUAAAAACAAUUUACAUAAAAAAACUUCACAAAAAUGGAUCAUUUCAACUUUGGCGGUUCGGAACUAACGCGUGGUCACAUGGUUCAAAUGUUACUGCGUAUUUCUAUAGCCUCAGUUAUCACUUAUUACUCAGUCAAAUGGAUGAUGAAUCAAAUAGACCCGACAAGUAAAAGCAAAAAGAAGGCAAAACUUCUGGCCGAAGAACAGUUAAAAAGGCUGCGUAGAGAGGACAACUUCGAUGUAAACUUACAAACAUUUACCGAUUACGAGUUGAUGAUUGCAUCACACCUUGUUGUUCCAGCAGACAUUGCGGUGAAAUGGAGUGACAUCGCUGGCUUGGAUGCCGUCAUACAGGAUCUACGCGAAUCGGUUGUGCUGCCCGUGCGACAUCGCGACAUGUUUAAGAACUCCAAGCUGUGGCAAGCGCCGCGAGGUGUUCUGCUUCAUGGUCCGCCUGGAUGUGGCAAAACGCUGAUUGCCAAGGCAACCGCCAAGGAGGCGGGCAUGCGUUUUAUUAACUUGGAUGUGGCUAUACUGACCGAUAAGUGGUAUGGCGAAUCACAGAAGUUAGCCUCUGCUGUUUUCUCGCUGGCCGCAAAAAUUCAACCAUGUAUAAUUUUUGUGGAUGAAAUCGAUUCGUUUUUGCGCGCCCGCAACUCAAAUGAUCACGAGGCCACCGCCAUGAUGAAAACGCAAUUUAUGAUGUUGUGGGAUGGUCUCAGCACUGAUCCAGAAUCUGCUGUCAUUGUCAUGGGAGCCACAAAUCGGCCGCAAGAUCUAGAUAAGGCAAUUCUUCGUCGUAUGCCAGCACAAUUUCAUAUUAGUCUGCCAUCUGAAGUGCAGCGUGGACAAAUUUUGAAAUUGAUCUUGGCAACGGAGGAGAUUGACAACAAUGUGGAUUUCAAUCGCUUGGCAAAACUGACGAAUGGUUUCUCGGGCUCUGAUCUACGUGAAAUGUGUCGCAAUGCUUCCGUUUAUCGUAUGCGACAAUUUAUGACAGCCACGGAUAGAAAUCAACAGCAGGCGUCGAAGCCACAGCCAUUAACUGGUGGUGCAGACAUCAAUAAAGCUAUGAUCUCCAUCACCAUGGAUGAUCUACUGAGCUCGCACUUGAAAAUGAAGGAGUCCAAAAUGCACACUGGCAAUCUAUUCAUGGAGAAUAGAAUAGAUUUAGAUUAACAAGCUUUAGUUUUGUUUAUUUGUUAUUAAAUUUUGAUCACAAAUCAUUUACAAGACAAGCGAUUUUUGACUUAAUACCUACAUAAGUAAAAGUAGCACAAGAAUCGCUUUCACUGAAAAAAAACGAAAAAAAAUAGUUGCACCCUAAUUUGGCAUUUUUUUAGUUGUGUUCUGCAAACUGAUAAAAUAUAAAUAUAUUUGGGGAUUUCCCCCGCUCAAAUGUCGUAGCAUUCGUCAUAGAACGAUAAACGAGAUGCAUAUCGAUCUUCCACUUUCGUUUGGUUUAUCGAUACACCAAUCAAAAACACAAGUUAAUCGAUGUAACAGUCGGUUUAAAUGCAAUAUUUGCGACGUUCGUUUGAUCAAUUCAAUUUAUUAAAUGGAUUAAUAAUCAGUGUGUAAA